Messenger RNA from Sitodiplosis mosellana (orange wheat blossom midge), 1281 nucleotides. RefSeq names its product dimodular nonribosomal peptide synthase-like. Gene Ontology annotation, biological process: amino acid activation for nonribosomal peptide biosynthetic process; secondary metabolite biosynthetic process. The record is from RefSeq and is a predicted model, not a curated record. NCBI's taxonomy places the organism in Eukaryota, Metazoa, Arthropoda, Insecta, Diptera, Cecidomyiidae. The annotation marks the transcript as partial. Gene Ontology annotation, molecular function: phosphopantetheine binding. Gene Ontology annotation, cellular component: cytoplasm; cytosol. The transcript has a single exon.
AUGCUACUGGCCGAAAAGUACUCGGAGAACAUAAAGUGCCUGUUGUUGACUUGAACAAACCAUUGCCUGCUGAUUUGCCAAUGGAUAAUCCGGAUGUAAUCAAGCUUGGACUCGAUCCAGCUCAUCUGGUCUAUGUCAUUUAUACCUCUGGUUCUACAGGAACACCGAAAGGAGUAAUGGUUGAACAUCAGCAAGUUGUACGCCUCUUUGAGGUCACACAGUAUAAAUUUGAUUUUCAUGAACAAGACAAGUGGUGUUUGUUCCAUUCAAUUUCUUUCGACUUUUCCGUUUGGGAAAUAUGGGGUGCGCUGUCAAAUAGAAGUCAACUGUCGAUUGUUCCACACAGCAUAACCCGCUCUACGGACGAAUUUUAUGAUUGGAUCUGUGUCAACGGUAUCACUGUACUUAAUCAAACUCCGUCGGCAUUCAAUAUGCUCAUGCAAGUGAAAAAUAUCAGUUCACAAUCUGAUUGCCUGCGAUGUGUUAUAUUCGGUGGUGAGGAGUUGGAUCCAAUUAUCGUAAGAAAUUGGAAUAAUAAAUACGGAAAAAGUCAAACUGUAUUUGUCAAUAUGUAUGGCACCACGGAAACUACAGUUCAUGCUACCCACCAACGACUGGAAGGUUUGGAUUGUGAUUACGCAAUUGGACGACCCCUUCCGGAUCUUUGCGCAUAUUUGCUGGAUUCAUAUGGCGACCCAGUGCUACUAGGAGCCGAAGGAGAAUUAUAUAUUGGAGGUGCUGGUGUAGCACGCGGCUAUCUCAACCGGCCUGAACUUACUGCAGAACGAUUUCUAUCCGAUCCAUUCAGUGACAAUCCAGCAGCACGAAUGUACCGUACCGGUGAUCGAGUACGAUAUCUGCCUGACGGCAAUUUGGUAUAUAUGGGACGCACCGACCAGCAAGUGAAAGUCCGUGGUUUCCGAAUUGAGCUCGGCGAAAUUGAAGCCCGUCUAGUUGAACAUCCUCAGGUGGAAAAAGCGGUUGUACAAUCCUAUGGCAAUGGUUCAGAUACUCGUCUAGUUGCCUAUGUUGUAGCUGACCCACACACUUCACUAAUCCAGGAUCUGCGUAUCUAUCUAUCACAUUUACUCCCACAUUUUAUGGUUCCAGCGUCUUAUGUGUGUCUUCUAUCCUUACCACUCACACCCAAUGGCAAGCUUGACCGACGAGCACUACCCGAACCGGAUGAGAACGCGUUUGCGCGUCAUCAGUAUGAAGCUCCACAAGGUGAAAUGGAGGAAAAAUUGGUCGAUAUCUGGCGUGAAUUGCUUGACAUUGAGC